GCUGUGAACAUCAUCUUCUUCAUCCUCAUCACCACAGCUGCUUGUUUCACUCAAACAGGAUCUUUUGUCCGUUUUGUGGAGGGGGGGAAAAACAAAACACUUUUUAUUCCUCGAUGCUUCCAUCCUGAACAGAUUUGAUGGAAAAAGAUCAGAUGGAUGCGCGUCAAAGGACUUUGGAAAUGCGCACUUCUAGUAAAAAAUAAGGAAUAUUUUAUUUAUUUAUUUUUUUGCACUUUAAAAAUGAUUGUGUUGCUUUUCUUGCUCUCCGUGCCGGGGGGCGCGCUCUGCCAGCUGCGCUACUCGGUAGCGGAGGAGCAGGACCCCGGGACCGUGGUGGGGAAUAUCGCGGACGACUUGGGUCUGGACAUCACCAAACUUUCCGCGCGGCGCUUCCAGACGGUGCCCAGCUCGCGGACUCCCCACCUGGACGUCAACCUGGAGAACGGCGCGCUUUUGGUGAAGGAGAAAAUCGACCGGGAGGACAUUUGCAAGCAGACGACUCCGUGCCUUUUGCACCUGGAAGUGUUCCUGGAGAACCCGCUGGAGCUUUUCCGCGUCGAGAUCGAAGUGAUGGAUAUCAACGACAACCCUCCCGCCUUCCCGGAGGCGGACAUUUCCGUGGAGAUAUCGGAGAGCGCCAUCCCCGGGACGCGCUUCCCGGUGGAGAACGCCUUCGACCCGGACGUGGGCGCCAACGCGCUCGGCACCUACGCCAUCACCAACAACAACAAUUUCUACCUGGACGUGCAGACGCAAAGCGACGGGAACAAGUUCGCCGAACUGGUGCUGGAGAAGCCGCUGGACCGGGAGCAGCAGGCCGUGCACCGCUACGUCCUCACCGCGGUGGACGGCGGCGACCCGCAGCGCACCGGCACCGCGCUUUUGGUCGUCAAAGUUCUGGACUCCAACGACAACGCGCCCACUUUCGACCAGUCCGUGUACGCUGUGGACUUGCUGGAAAACUCCCCGCUGGGCACGGAAGUCAUCCAACUUAACGCCACCGACGUGGACGAGGGAGAAAACGGAGAGAUUGUUUAUUCCUUCAGCAGCCACAACGCGCCGAGGAUUAAAGACUUGUUCAGCAUCGACGCCCGAACCGGCAGAAUCGAAGUGGCGGGCGAGGUGGACUACGAGGAGUCCGGUACGCACCAGAUUUACGUACAAGCGAAGGACUUGGGCGCCAACGCGGUCCCGGCGCAUUGCAAAGUGCUCGUUAAACUCCUGGACGUGAACGACAACACCCCGGAAAUCAGCUUCAGCACCGUGACCGAGUCCGUCAACGAGCAGGACGCCCCCGCCGUCAUCGCGCUUUUCAGCGUCUCGGACCGGGACUCUGGUGAGAACGGCUUAAUGAGCUGCGAGAUCUUAGGAGACGUCCCCUUCAAGCUGAAGUCCUCCUACAAGAACUACUACACCAUCAUGACGGACGGUCCGCUGGACCGGGAGACCACCGAGUCGUACACCAUCACGGUGGUGGCCAAGGACAAAGGCCAGCCGUCCCUCGCCAGCAGUAAGUCCAUAAAAGUGCACGUUUCUGAUGAAAACGACAACGCGCCGCGUUUUACUCAGGCGGUUUACGACGUGUACGUGACCGAGAAUAACGUGCCGGGCGCCUUCAUCCACGCCGUGAGCGCUUUGGACCCGGAUGUGGGACAGAACGCGCUCAUCACCUACUCCAUAUUGGAGUGUGACAUCCAGGGCAUGUCCGUGGACACCUACGUGUCCAUCAACCAGGACACGGGUUAUUUGUACGCGCUGCGCUCCUUUGAUUACGAGCUGCUCAAAGAGUUCAGCUUCACGGUGCAGGCCAAGGACUCGGGCACCCCGGAACUCUUCUCCAACGCCACCACCAACGUGAUCAUCGUGGACCAGAACGACAACGCCCCCGCCGUCAUCGCGCCGGUGGGCAGGAACGGCACCGCCAGGGAGCACCUGCCCCGGUCCGCCGAGCCCGGGUACCUGGUGACCCGCGUGGUGGCCAUGGACGCGGACGACGGCGAGAACGCGCGGCUGUCCUACAGCAUCCUGCGGGGCAAUGAGAUGGGGAUGUUCCGCAUGGACUGGAGGACUGGGGAACUGAGGACCGCACGCCGGGUCUCGCCCAAGCGGGACCUUCAGGGUCACUACGACAUUUUGAUCGAGGUGCGGGAUCACGGCCAGCCGCCUUUGUCGUCGUCCGCCAGCGUUAGCGUGAUUUUAGUGGACAGCGUGGUGGAAGGGCGGAGCAACGACCGCGGCUCCACCUCCAAGGCCAAGGAGACCUCUCUUGACCUGACCCUCAUCCUCAUCAUCGCUUUGGGGUCCGUGUCCUUCAUCUUCCUGCUGGCCAUGAUCGUGCUGGCGGUGCGUUGCCAGAAGGACAAGAAGUUGAACCUUCACACCUGCUUGCUCGACUGCUGCUUGUGUUGCGGCUCCUGCUGCGGCCGCCAAGCUCGCAGCCGCAAGCAGAAGAAGCUGAGCAAGUCCGACAUCAUGUUGGUCCAGAGCGCCAACGUGACCUCGGGGGCGGGGGGCCCGGUGGGGCAGGUCCCAGUGGAGGAGUCCGGGGUGGGCGGCGUGGGGGGCGGGUUUGGCUCCCACCACCACCAGAACCAGAACUCUUACUGCUACCAAGUGUGUCUGACGCCAGAGUCGGCCAAAACCGACCUGAUGUUCCUGAAACCCUGCAGUCCCUCACGCGGCGCCGACGUCGACCACGCCAAUCCCUGCGGCACCCUGGUCGGCAGUUACAGCGACCAACAACCUGACAUCAUUUCGAACGGCAGCAUUCUGUCAAAUGAGAAUAAACACCAGCGGUCGGAGCUCAGCUACCUGGUGGACAGACCGAGACGUGUGAACAGUUCGGCAUUCCAAGAAGCAGACAUUGUCAGCUCUAAGGACAGCGGUCACGGUGAUAGCGAACAAGGCGACAGCGAUCACGACGCCACCAACCGGGGCCUCACUGCUGGUGCUGACCUGUUCUCCAACUGCACAGAGGAGUGCAAGGCCCUGGGCCACUCGGACCGCUGCUGGAUGCCGUCCUUCGUCCCCUCUGACGGGCGCCAGGGGCCGGACUACCGCAGCAACCUCCACGUCCCCGGGAUGGACGCCACGCUACCAGACACUGAGGUACCCGCCUCUAUCGACCUUCCCGAAGUGGCCUUGACCUCGACCAACGAUAGGUCAUUCUCCACCUUUGGCAAGGAUGGUCUCAGGUCACAGUCACACAACAGCCUUCACCAUCACCUCCAUCAGCAACAGCAGCAGUACAGCACCAGCACGCUAGAGAGGAAAGAGUAUGAUAGGGGGACGCUUCCGUACAAACCCACCUUUCUCUCCCGCAAGAGGAUUUGCUAGCUCGUUCCACGUGGACCUGUCAGAGACAGCGUGAAGUUGAGCAAUCGGCCGCCAAUACUGAUCAUAGAGACCUCAGACUCGAUAACAGAACUUUGGAGUACGACAACUCUGGAUAAGUGUCCCUCUUCUCUUGGGUGGCAAACGCCGUGAGACAAAACCUCGGCUCUGGACGCCAAUAAAGAAGAGAGGUAGCGGUAAAGAAUUGAGAGGAACAUUCCAAGGCCUUAUUCCUCUCAGCGGGACUGAGAUCAGGACUACAAACAUCGUGAAGAUGACGGAAGUACUCAGCAGAGGAAAGAAGGGUUUUCGGAGCUUUUUUUGUUUUGUUUACAUGACGUAACAAACUGGGACCGACAUCCCGUGGAGCCCUUUAGCUAUUUCUCAGCGAGCCAACUGUACAGAAGACUGUGGGAUGCAGAGGGUGGUGUACAGGAAAUAUACGGCACAGGAAAAGAUGUAUGACUUCUUUGGUUUGUUUGAGUUGUUCUCUCUGUGUGCUUCACAUAUUACAACAUAUUCUGUAGACGGGAUUUAAAAGGUGAAAGGUUUAGUCUCACAUGAAUGUUCGCUAAUAUUUCGGCUCCUUUCCGAGCUCAUCGAAAGGGGAAGUUAUGAGGAUUCUCUCGGCCUACAAUCAGAGACGUUCAGUGGUUUUUAUCAUGUGUGCAAAGUGUUUACUGUGCUAUUUUAAAAAGCUUUUCAAUGAAUAUAAAUCUAUACAUAUAAAACAAUAUAUAUAUAAAAAAACUAUAUACAAUUUUUUUAUUUUUUUUUCUCCAAAAAACUGUGUAACAUUGAUUUGUGCACCUCAUUCGAUCUGAUGAUUCCAAGUGCCACAAAACUGUUGAUGAAAAGUAAAGCUGCAACUAAAGCCUGGAUUAUGUUACGGUGCAGUCGCUACACCGUCACCGUCAACCAAUGUUGCCAGAUCGGAAAUUAUUGUCAUACUAGUAGUGUAAAAUGUUGGUAUUUUGAGGAAAACUAUCCGGGAUGUGAAUCUUAGAACAACACAAGGUUCAAUUUGAUUCCGAGUCGAUUCAAAAUCAAUUCUCGAUUCAACACAAUUCUCGAUUCAAGUAUAAAAAUUAUAAUAAAACCCUCUCAAAACAGGUUAGGUAGACAGAUGGAUAGAUAGUACUGUAUUGAUUCCUUCAGGAGAGUUCCCUCAGGAAAAUUAAAAUUCCAGCAGCAGUGUACAGAAUUGAGAUCGAAUUUAAAAAGUAUAAAGUAAAUAAUGGGGGUAUAAAUGGAAACAAAAUAGAAAAAUAUUACAAUAACAAUAAAAAUAAAAAUCAACAAUGAGAAUAAAAAUAUAACAGUAAAAUAAGAAUAAUAACAAGAGAAACUAGGCAGUAGUGACCAAGUUAUGAAAAAGUAUUGCACUGUUAUUGUUUUGCAUCCCCUGUCAUCUUAGUACCCCUCUCCCCCCAGAGAGGAGUUAUACAGUCUGAUGGCGUGUGGGACAAAGGAGUUUUUGAGUCUAUUAGUCCUGCACUUGGGAUGAAGCAGUCUAGCACUGAACAGGCUCCUCUGGCUACUGACAACGGUAUGCAGAGGGUGACUGGCAUCAUCCAGGAUGCUCACUAGUUUUUCCACAGUCCUCUUCUCUGCCAACGUCACCAGUGAGUCCAGUUUUAUUCCGAUCGUAGAAACGGACCGCCUGAUCAGUUUCUCCAGUCUGGAGCUGUUCUUCUUAGAUGUACUGCCCCCCCCCCAGCACACUACGGUGUAGUACAGAACACUGGCAACCACAGACUGGUAGUACAUCCACAAGAGUUUUUUACAGAUGUUGAAGGAGUGCAGCCUCCUCAGGUUAUAAAAGCUCUUCCUGCGUAUAUGCGCUGCGCGUAGAAACAAAUUCGAUCAAAAUUGUUAGAAGAAUGAAUCGCGAUUCGGAUGUGAAUACAUUUUUCCGGCACCCAUAAGAACUAUUGUACAUACCCGACUUGCUGUUGCUUGGUACCAUCUGCUACAACAAAAACAGCACCGACUGUAUGUUAUAGUUACCUUAGAAAGGCUGGUUGUUCCUUUGUUCGCAACAUAGCUCGAAAAGUUAUAGGCAGAUUUUGAUUAAACUUUCAGAAAAUGUCAGAAAUGGGAUAAGGAACACGUGAUUCCAUUUUGGGCUGAUCUGGAUUAUUUCUACGAUGUUAUGAUCGCCUCAACUUCUGUGUGACCAUGAGAAAAAGCGUCACUUUGUUUCUUUCAUUCCGCUAGCUUUACCUAACCAAAAAAAUGUGGGCAGAUUUUGAUGACACUUUCUGGAAGUGGGAUAAGUAACAAGUGAUCACAUUUAAGGGUGAUCCAGAUCAACGUCUGUAUUCAGCAUUUUUUUGUUUUACGAUCGGAAGGAGGGCCUGACAGAGGUCUGCGCCCUCUGAGUGCAGAUUGUUGUGGAUUAUAUUUAUUUUAUUUUUUGACGUAUUACUUAGUUAUUGUUUAAUUUAUAUAACUGACAUAUUUAAACUAUUAGUCCGUACAGUUUGAUUGUCACAAAAUUUUAUAAAAAAUAAAAAGGCGUUGACCAAAAAAAUGAAUUUAUCUUAAUUUUUAUAAGCACCGAUUUCAGCACUGUUUAGGCAAUGGCACCAUUUUAUCAUAUUUUUUAUGCCACAAAAUAUACUGCAAGAAUCUUUUUGAAUUGGGAGUUUUUGUAAGAUCGCCAUCCCUAACAACGACACAGGAAUAGAGAUAGGUAUGUUGACUUUUUUUUUUACUAAACUACCGUAUUUUCUGCACUAUAAGGCGCACCUAAAAACCUCCAAUUUUCUCAAAAGCUGACAGUGCGUCUUAUAAUCCAGUGCGCCUUAUAUAUGGAGCAAUAUUGGGCCACAACAGGCCCAAUAUUGGCAACUACGGGAUGCAUAAAGUAACCCCAGCCUCUACUGUAGCGUCUAUUCUAUGCGCCUUAUAAUGCGGUGCGCCUUAUAUAUGAACAACGUUUUAAAAUAGGCCAUUCAUUGAAGGUGCGCCUUAUAAUCCGGUGCGCCUUAUAGUGCGGCAAAUACGGUAGUUUAG
Molecule: messenger RNA, 6354 nt
Organism: Entelurus aequoreus (snake pipefish)
Lineage: Eukaryota; Metazoa; Chordata; Actinopteri; Syngnathiformes; Syngnathidae
Gene: pcdh10a
Product: protocadherin 10a
Exons: 5
Coding region: 157-3336 (1059 amino acids)
Biological process (GO): homophilic cell-cell adhesion
Cellular component (GO): plasma membrane
Molecular function (GO): calcium ion binding
Source: RefSeq, a predicted model, not a curated record